AUGAGCGCCUCUGGCCCUCCGCGCGAGCCGUCGAGAGCGUCGGACAGGACCUGCAUCGUCGUCGGCGCAGGCGCCGCUGGGCUAUCGUGCGCGCUGCGGCUGCAGCAGCAUGGGGUCCGUGUGACGCUUCUCGAGGCGGCGGAUCGAGUUGGCGGCCGCUGCUUGACCACUUCGGUGGGCGACCUUGGCGUGUUUGAACUCGGAGCACAGUGGUUCCACGGUCAGAAGGGAAACCCAGCCUUUGCGCUCGCCGAGUCGCUCGGCCUCACGCCGCAGACACCAAAGCGACGCGCCACGACGCCACGACACCUCCGCAGCGACGGGCGGCCAGCGAAUGCAGACGUGAGCUUGCCACUGCCCUUUGGCGGCACCGCGCUCGCGGCACACACACACCCCACUCCCAUGCACGUGUCUCGAACACCCGAUGGCAUGUGUGUGCGUAUCCAGGUGGUGCGGUCGGCGAGCCGUCUCCUCUUUGAGACGGUCUCCGAGCUAGAGGCGGGCCGCGGCGGUGCGCACGCCUCGGUCGGCGCCGCGGUGCGUGCCGCUUGGGAGGCUGCGCGGCCCGGCCUCCUCGCGAGCCACGGCGACGGAGCCCUGCUCGACGCGGCGUGGGAGGCGGCCGAGAAGCUGCAGUGCGCCAUCGACGGCUGCGGCGACCUGGCCGACGAGUGCGCGGGCGUCGCGUACGCCAGCUACGACGACUUUGACGGCCGACACGUCCCGUCGCGUCCGGACCUCGGCGGCUUCUCAAAGGCGUUGGAGGCGCUGGCCGCACCGCUGCGCGCGAGCGGCGCGCUGCUGCAGGGGCGGGCGGCGCGAGCGGUGCGCUGGGGCGACGCUGUCGAGGGCGGCGGCGUCGAGGCGAGGGCGGGUGCGAUGCGGCACUUUGCGUGCGGCGCGGUGGAGAAGAUCUUCGUGAGCGUGGAGCGGCGCCGACCGGAGGCGGAGGAAGGGGGGGAGGGGGAGCUGCCCUCCCUGCACCUGCUCUGGACGGAGCCGGCCCGCGGCUCCACGGCGGACCCCCUCGCCGGCGGCUGGACGCGAGGCUUGUACUCGCUGCACCGCGCCGACGCCUCGAGCGGCGAGGGCGCCGCGGCCAGCUUGCCGAGCGGCUGGUCCCGGAGCCGGUGCGUGCUCGUUGGCUGGCUGACGGGGGAGAGCGCGCGCGCCGUGAGCGGGCGGCCGUCGCGCGAGCUGCUGCGCGAGCUCGAGGCGGGGCUGGCGCCCUUUUGGAGGCUGCUGCCGUCGUGGCGGCCUGUGGCGGUGCACGCCACCUCGUGGACCGCGAACCCCCUCUUUGGAGGCAGCUACUCAUACCCGCGCCCCGCGGCGCCCGCCGACGCCGCCGAUCGACUGGCUGCGCCGCUCGUCUGCGGCGGGCUCCCGACCGUUUGCUUUGCGGGCGAGGCGACGCACACUCGCUGCUUUGGCACGGUGGCCGGCGCGAUGCUUUCGGGCGAGCGCGAGGCGGAGAGGCUGCUGACCGCCUGGGAUAUGCAUGUGGAGGACCCAGAGGGCUCAAGGCACUUGGAGCACUUGGAGUGCAGGCGAAGCAUAUUUUGA
Messenger RNA from Emiliania huxleyi CCMP1516, 1566 nucleotides. RefSeq lists its product as hypothetical. The transcript has 3 exons. Lineage: Eukaryota; Haptophyta; Isochrysidales; Noelaerhabdaceae. Bases 1 to 1566 code for a protein of 521 amino acids. Gene Ontology annotation, molecular function: polyamine oxidase activity. The record is from RefSeq and is a predicted model, not a curated record.